GAGAACCCCGCACCCACGCCGCACGCCUCGCCUCACCAAUACCACCGCGGUUUCGCCAACCCACGCCCCCCCCCUCCCCCGGCGGCGCCACCGGAUGGACGACGCGUGGCCCGCGCGGUGGCCUCCGCCUCCGCCUCCGGCACCGGCACCCGCGGCGCCGAACCAGAUUGACACGGCCAAUCUGCGGUACCUCCUCCGCCCCUUCGCCGCACAGCAGGAAGCCGCCGGUGGGGCGGCGCCGGCGCCGGAGCAGCUGGCCGCAAACCACCCGGGCUCGCAGUACGGCCAACCCGCGAGAGCGGCUGCGGCGCCGAGCAACUCAUUGCUUGCUCAAGUGUCUGGGAAUCAUCCCCACGCUAGCCAUAUGCCUGACCUAAAGGCGUUGUUUGGCAUGCCAAAUGGGAACAAUGCUGCCAGUGUCAUUGAUCUUACUCGCGCUUCGCCGCCCAGAGGCGUGGAGCCUCUGCUGAAGCAUCCGAGACAUGGCUUGGCAGCUAGCAGCAGCGUUGAGCAGACAACCAGCUUGGGGGCGCUGUUUCAAAACACAAGUGCUAAUGCACCGGUUAGUUUCGCAGGAAAAUGUUCAGUAAACAAUGGGAUAUCCCAAGGUGCCAGCCAGUUUCAGAACUCAAGCACAUGCACAAUGCAGAAAUCGCCAACCAAAUCGACCCCCUGCCAUCAACCUGCGCUUCUAGGGGAUCAGAUUCGCGUCUCCUGUCUGAAUGUUGGUGGAGAAUUCUUUGUGGGUGGAGCUGGGAUUUUUGGAGUCUGUUGCUUUUGUCAUCGACUGAGAAUGUCUGUGGCCAAGUUCUGUGAGCAUUCAGGAGGACCUGCAGAAAAAGCUGGCGAAAUUGUCGUCAUGGAUAAUGGCAUGACUAUCGGACAAUGGCUCAAAUACUGCAUGGGGGUUGGAUCAUCCAUUUCUGAUGCUAAAUGGGACUGGCCAGAAUGGGCACAUAUGAGAUAUUCUCCAGAAGAAUUGUGGACAAAAAAUCUCCUUAUAGCAAACAGUAACAUGGAAAAAACAGGGUUAUUCAGUGGACAUGGAAACAACACAGGGCCUAUAGACAAUCCAGUUUAUUCCAGUGAUAUGCACAAUGAGGUUGGGGGAUUAACUUCUGUCGAGAAGUUAGUGAAUAAACCAGAUGAAACAUAUUAUAGAAAGAGUGUUGGUUUACAUGAAGCUUUCACAAAGAAACCAGCUUUGCAGCAGAGUUCAAAACUAAAUUUAGCAAAUCAUACUAUUCAUGACAUGAACCUGAACUCUAUUAGAACACCAAAGGUACGAACGUGUUCAACUGCAAACAUGGGGAUAACUUACAGUAGAAAUCAUUUGGCACAUGAUUAUGCAAAUCUUUUGGAGAAAAACUUAAAUAACUUGUCUCGUAGUUCUGGUCCUAGUUCUACAAGGGUUUCACGCAAUGAUAAUAGGGCAUGCAUGCCUGAUAUACCCCGCAAAAUAUUUCAAGAUGGUUCAGGCAGAGCAUCAAACACUGAGUUGAAGCUGGGGCAAUCAUCUUAUCAUCAAUCUAUGACUACCCUAUUUCCAUCAGUGCAGUCGACAAUAAUCGAAUUUCAGAAACCUCAGGAGCACCUGCAAUUCACAACUCCAAAUGCUUAUCCAAAGCAAACUACCAAUGCCAACAAAACUAUAGAAAGCAUUGAUCCAUCAUUUAGCACGGGGAAUAGGAAACGACCACUUGAAGUUGCUAAUGGAACCAGCCAUUCUGAACUCAAUGAGGUUACAGUUGACACGGCAAAGAAUUCAUUUAUUUCAUUAUUUCUUUCACAUCUUGAGAGAAAUAGUACAUCUGAGUCCAUUGAUGAUGUUCUCAACAGUAAUGAGCAUUACCUUCUUAAGGCUCCAGAUGUUGCAUAUAGUUCUGAUCAUUUAAAAGCUGCAAGUACACAGGUUGAGACAAGGGCAAAUGAUAAUCAGUUGAAGUUGACCCCGGCCAUUAUUCAUACAAAAAGGAUAUCAAAUGGCAGGUCUCUUCCAGUGGCAUCCAAGGGAUAUGUCCAUCAAGAUGUACUUCAUGGAAAUAGUCAGGAGCCUUCAUUAAAUGGUGACUGCCUUCCACAAUUGCUGCCUAGUCAACCUAAUGCUGGAAUCUCCAAAAUUUGCACAGAAGUUUCUUCUCCUGUGAAUUGCAGGUGUUGUAAUCAUGUUGCUGACAAAUCCCAUCUUGCACAUGCUGAGACUAGGGCUCCCUGUUUGUAUGAUAGAACGGCCAGGAGAUAUAUGUCUUUUGAUUGUGCAGAUGACUUGUGCACACACAAAAGUUUGAGAGCUACCAAAAUUAGUUGUCAGUGUGGAAAAGCCUUCUGUUAUACACCUAGUGAGUUUCUACCUAGUUUUGGCCAAAAUGAUCAAUCCUCACUAGGAAAACCAAUACAUAGAUGCUGUUGCAAAGCUCAGGAAGAUUCUUCCAACCUUGGUUUUAGAGCUGGCAAUUUCUGCCGAUCUCAUUUCUGUAAUGAUGGUGCUCCAGUUCCAGACCAUAGGUCUAUUGUCGAAGGGCUAGAUGGAGCGCGUACAUGCUCUACUUUCAUACCAAGAUCUUCAUUAUGUUCUAGAGAGCUUAUGUUGCAGUCCUGUUGCCAAGCGUGUCCCAUUGAUGGGUUUCACUACAGAAGUUCUAUGGGGCAUACAGCCAACAGUUUGACUAAGAACCCUCUUGUCGAAGCACCUAAUACUACAGAACAUAGUCCUUGUCAGGAUGGAAAAUGCAGCUGCUCUUUAGUCCCGAAAUGUUUGGUAGGUUAUGGAUUUAGAAAGCAAUGUGUUGCCAGAAUCGACCAAACUGAUCAUAUAGUACAAAAGAGCAAGGAUGGGGAUGUGCAAGCGGCUGCCAGAUGUUGCACACUAGGGGAGAGUGAAAAGUUAAUAUGCCAGUGCUCAAGCGAGAUAAUUGCUAGAAGAAAUGACUCUUUCCAGAACGAGAUAUCUAACAAAGUAUUGAACCGACCUUAUGUUCCUAUAUCAGAGCAGCUGAAGAAUGUAACAGAAGCAUCAGCCGUAGGUGACCAUUGGCCCUAUGAAACUGCAAGAGAGAAAGAGAGUGCCCGUAGAGAUUCUGGAAUAUUUAAAGAACUAAAAUCUGGUUUCUCUUCUGGAUUCUCCAGCGAUGUUGUGACAAAGUUUUCUGCAUCACCUGAUGGGAACAAUAUAUCAUCAUGUACCGCUAAGUAUGGUUUUGAACAUAAAAAUUAUGUAUUUGAUGAAGGGUCAAGAAUUGAGAAAUGUUCCUCAUCCAGCUAUGUGCCUAUCAGUACAGGAUGUGAAGAAGCCCAAAAUAGCUUCUCUAGAUUUCACUUGAAGCCAUCUUUAGUGAAGAACAAAAAUAAUAAAAUUUCUGAGGGAAGUAAACGGAAAGAACAUGAGAAUGAGGGACAAUGUUCUGAAACGCCAAAGAAAACACGAACAUUGGAGUGCUGUGCAAAGCAAUCAGAAUCUGAUGACUAUAUUAUGAAAAUUAAUCUGUCAUCUCUUGAAGGGGAUUCUCAACCACGGCAUGAGGCUGUUCCAUUUUCACGCAGGGUAUCAAAAACCAAGAGGAAACAUCCUCCCAUGCGUCUGAAUAAACAUGUGAAAUGGCUUCACAAAAACUACAAAGUUCUCGAUGUUGAUGAUGAACGGUCAGAUAACAAGGGCAUUUUGGUUGGAGAAUCAAAUUCCUCUGAUAGAGAAAAGCAAGAAGAUGAUGUGACCACUUCGGCUAGAACAAAAUGCCAACAGCAAGGGAGUCGAUUGUUUGCUCGCAAACUGCCAAAAUAUGUGUCUCUAAAUGGCAUUGUAAAUGAACCUAAUAGUGAAGAUGCUUGCAGUGGGAGUGCCAGUAUCGAUUCUAGUUUGAUUGCUACAGGAAUAACAAAUGAUAAUCGGAAAUCUCCCAAAAUUGUUCCACUCAGUCUGAUUCUUAAAAAGGCUAAGAGAUGUCGUACAGUCAAAUCCCUCGGUAAGACAGAACAUGCCCAUUUUUCUGAGGAAAAGAGCUCAGAUUGUUCUGUAGAUAAAUCUUCCUCUAGCAACAGAAGUUUCAGUUCACAAGAUGAGCUGUGGUCUCCCAAAAAUAAUAGGUAUUCAUGUAAUGCCUCGAGGCCACACGUCAAGUCUGACCACCAAAAUCCCUGCCAUGUACUUGAAGAAGAUGAGCUUCUUAGCCUUGCAGAUAUUGGGACAAGUCAGCUGUCAGCGUCAAGAAGUAGAGGAAUAAAGACUCGAAGAGCAUGCAUAUCUCUUAAUAGGAUGGAGAGGUGUGAAGAAUUUACAAAUGAAUCAGCAUGCAGUUCUUGUGGAGAUAAACACAGUGCGGUUCAAGUCUGUGAAGCUAAAUUUGAAAGAUAUGCACAAAGGCCUAGUUUAGAUGCUUCAUGUUGUGUUUGUGGUAUCUCAAACCUGGAGCCUUGCAAUCAGUUGAUAGAGUGCAGCAAGUGCUUUAUCAAGGUCCACCAAGCUUGCUAUGGUGUUCUAAAAGUUCCAAGAGGACAAUGGUUCUGUAGGCCCUGCAAGAUCAAUAUACAUGACACAGUCUGUGUCAUAUGUGGUUAUGGAGGUGGAGCUAUGACAAGGGCAUUGAAAGCCAAGAAUAUUCUCAAAAGCUUACUGUGGGGUAUUGCAACCACAAGAAGAUCAGAUAAAUAUGCUUAUUCAUCAGGAAAUGGGAACAGUGAAUGUACAAGUUCGUUCCAUGGGGAAUAUGUCAGGCAUGAUUCGUUUCAUGGACCCAGAUCAAGAAGCUUCAAUACCAUAUCUUCUAUUGAUAUGGAAGAAGCUUCAAUUGGUAGUGCACUUGGGAACAUUACAAGCCAGUCGUGGACCUCUAAUCCCAAUUCCAGUUUAUUUGGUCCACGAACAAGGCAGUGGGUUCAUGUGGUCUGUGGGUUGUGGACACCUGGUACAGAAUGCCCAAAUGCAAUCACAAUGAGUGCUUUUGAUAUAUCGGGUGCUUCACCUGCCAAAAGAAAUACUGAAUGCUCAAUCUGUAACAGAACUGGUGGCUCAUUUAUGGGGUGUCGAGAUGUACAUUGUUCAGUUCUCUUUCAUCCUUGGUGUGCCCAUCAGAAGGGUUUGUUGCAAAGUGAGCCAGAAGGUGAGCAUAACGAAAAUGUUGGUUUUUAUGGGAGAUGCCUGGAUCAUGCUAUGCUUGGUUCUAAUCAUGUGAAACUAAAGGAGUGCUUGAAAAUCAAUGACUGGACAUGUGCACGUACAGAGGGUUUUGGAGGCCGAAAGGGAGACUGGUUUGAUGCUAAUCGUAGCAAGAAACCAGAAGAGAAGUUCGGUGAGUGCAGUGUUUCCCAAGAACAGAUCAAUGCUUGGGUACGCAUAAAUGGAUCGAAAUCUUGCAUGAGAGGACAGAAGGAGUAUGUCCAUUAUAAGCAGUUAAAGGGAUGGAAGCAUUUGGUAGUGUACAAAUCUGGAAUUCAUGGGCUUGGUCUCUACACAUCAGAGUUUAUUCCACGUGGCUCUAUGGUUGUAGAGUAUGUUGGUGAAAUUGUUGGGCAAUAUGUUGCUGACAAAAGAGAGAUUGAAUACCAAUCUGGGAAACGGCAACAAUACAAGAGUGCAUGUUACUUCUUCAAGAUUGACAAGGAACAUAUCAUCGAUGCCACCCGCAAGGGUGGGAUCGCAAGAUUCAUCAAUCACUCUUGCCAACCAAACUGUGUUGCAAAAAUAAUCUCCGUAAGGAACGAGAAGAAGGUAGUGUUCUUCGCGGAACGCCACAUAAAUCCAGGGGAAGAAAUUACGUACGAUUAUCAUUUCAACCGAGAAGAUGAAGGGCAUAGGAUCCCCUGCUUCUGUAGAUCAUUAGGCUGCAGGAGAUAUCUGAACUAAGAUACUUACUAUCGUAUUGUCUUAUUGUUGUUGGUGUUGUGUUGUCUAUUCAACAUUGUAAUGCGCGCACUGUGUAUAUGAAUAAACUGUAGGGACUUCCUCUGAUAAUUCAUGUUUCAAAAAAAAAA
Messenger RNA from Oryza brachyantha (malo sina), 5964 nucleotides. RefSeq lists its product as uncharacterized. Gene Ontology annotation, molecular function: histone H3K4 methyltransferase activity; protein binding. The transcript has 22 exons. Gene Ontology annotation, cellular component: histone methyltransferase complex. Lineage: Eukaryota; Viridiplantae; Streptophyta; Magnoliopsida; Poales; Poaceae. Gene Ontology annotation, biological process: positive regulation of DNA-templated transcription. The record is from RefSeq and is a predicted model, not a curated record. Bases 95 to 5836 code for a protein of 1913 amino acids.